AGCCGCACAACCCGGAACAGCGCCGUGUUGUUGUUGUUGUUGUGCACGAGCUUCACAGCCGCGCGGACCAAAGUGAACCAUGUUCUACUGCACGAGGAGCAGCGGCGGCGACCACGUGACCAAGGCCGAGAUCCUGAGAGGCGUCGUGGCCGAGAAGAUGACGACGGCCGCGCGCGAGAUCCUCGCGGUGGUCGAGAGGACCGUGGCCGGCUACGAGCACGAGGCGGCGGGCUUCCGGCGCGAGCUCCACCGGCUGGAGCGGCUGCUGCAGCCGGAGAGGACAGCUCUGAUUCCGGAAGAUGAGGAAGGCCACGAGGUGGUGGUUCUGGGUGAGGAAGAGGAGGAAGAGGAGGAGCAGCCGGCAGAACAGUCUGUGGAGGACACUGGGAGUCUGGGCCUGCUGUGGUUCGAGGACGAAGACGAUGGUGACGAUGAAGAGCGGCAGCGAGCGGCGACGACUUCCAGGCGGAGACGAGAAGACCUGAAGGACCCGGAUUAUCAGACCUCCCCCAGCUGCAGGUUAAUUCCCCCCCGAGACCGGUCUGACAGGAGGAGGCCCGGCAGACCUCGGACCAGCGACACGGUCCUGAGGAUCUGCGUCCUGGAGGACUCUCGGACCGCCGUGCUCUCGAACGCGGGUUUGUUUCCAAAGAUUGAAGAGCGUCGUUACAACCGCGGUCAAAAUAAUGUGUUUCUUCUUCUGCUUUUAGUGUUUAAGAAGUACCCGGUCCAGGAGGUGAGGUGUCCUCGAGGACUCCAGGAGGAGGAUUUCCUGGCCCUGUUGCGGUCCACCUUCCCUCAGCUGGAGGCCCAGAACCCCUUUGACGUCUUCACGUCGGACAGGACGAAGACGCUUCAGCCUCUGAAGGUGGAGGCGCUGACGCCUGAGGAGAUCUGCAGGAGCAUCCGGCUCUCCGGGGGAGGAAACUCUGCCCUCUACCUCCGACUGAAGAGCAGAGAGGAUCCUCAGAGCAGCACUGAAGACCUUGCUGGUCUCCAGAGACCCCCCGGUGCUGGUCUCCAAAGACCCCCCGGUGCUGGUCUCCAGAGACCCCCCGGUGCUGGUCUCCAAAGACCCCCCGGUGCUGGUCUCCAGAGACCCCCCGGUGCUGGUCUCCAAAGACCCCCCGGUGCUGGUCUCCAAAGACCCCCCGGUGCUGGUCUCCAGAGACCCCCCGGUGCUGGUCUCCAGAGACCCGGUGCUACAACAUCAGCUGAUGAGACCGAAGCCGUCACCGGUAGGAGGAGCUUCAAAGACAAACCGGUUGGCGAACCCCCCGGCGAGUCUUCCAGGUUAUCGCCUCCCUCGGUGCCGUUUGACAGGAGGAGGCGGGGCAGACCCCGCUUUGGGGAGGAGCCGACCCACCACGUCCUCAGAGUCUGCGUCCUGGAGGGGCUGCGGUCCAACGUGCUGCCUCACAAAGUGCUGACCAAGUACCCGGUCCAGGAGGUGAGGUGUCCUCGUGGACUCCGGGAGGAGGACUUCCUGCUCCUGCUGAGGUCCCGGGUCCCUCAGCUGGAGCCUCAGAAACCGUUUGACGUCUUCAAGUCGGACAGAAGCCGAAGACUCCAGAGGCUCCAGGUGAAGACGUUGACCCCCGAAGAGAUCUUCAGGACCAGGUCCCCCGGAAACAAGACCCUGAUCUAUAUCAGAGUCAAGCAGACCAGAGAGGAGGAGCCUGAGGAGGAGGAGCCUGAGGAGGAGGAGGAGCUUCACCUUUCACAGAGAAGCGAUGAAGGCACCACGAUGAAGAGCGAUGAAGCCAAGCUCGACUCCAGCGCUGUUCAACCCGAGGGAAGCGGAGCAGACGUCCCGUCAGACCAACAGGAAGUGGAAACGGAGGCGCUGGACAAGGACGGCGACUGGGAACCCGAGUCGUCGAAGAGGAAGAUGAAGAGGAAGGGAGGCGCCAAAGAGGAACAGAAGACGGCGUGUCAGGUGUGCGGGUUCGGGUAUCGGGUAACCGGCAGUCUCGUCAAACACGCCUGGAGCCACGUGGACGAGGCGCGCGGCGGUGUGUGCGGCGUGUGCGGCGAGCGCUUCGAGUCCGCGGACGCCUUGAAGGGACAUCUCAAAACGUACAAGAAGACUCACGACUGCUCGCACUGCAGGAAGUCCUUCCUCACCGCCGCCGGCCUCCAGAGCCACGCCCCCCUCCACACGGGGAGCCGGCCCUUUAAGUGCCACGUCUGCGGCAAGGCCUUCGCCCGCGCGUCCAGCCUGAGCAACCACCGCUGGGUUCACGCUGAGGAGAAACCCUUUGAGUGCGCCGCCUGCCCGAAGGCGUUCGGCCUGCAGGCGCAGCUACGGGCGCACGCCAAGGCGCACGCGGGCCGGGACCGGUACCGCUGCUCCGUGUGCGGCAAGUCGCUGUACGACCUGCGCUCGCUCACCCGGCACAAGGCCACGCACUCCGGGGAGCGCCGCCACGGCUGCGGCGUCUGCGGGAAGCGCUUCAAGCUCUCGUGCACGCUGAAGUCUCACGAGAAGACGCACGCGGCGCGCGAGCGCACAUUCCUGUGCCACGUCUGCUGCAAGACCUUCCUGUCCAACUGCAGCCUGAAGGCGCACGUGCGCACGCACAGCGGCGAGCGGCCGUUCGCCUGCGCCGUCUGCGGCAAAGGGUUCGUGUCCAACGGCGAGCGCACGGCGCACGCGCGCGUGCACACGGGCGAGGCGCCGUACGGCUGCUCGCAGUGCGGACGCUUCUUCAAGCGCAAGACUCACCUGAGCAACCACGUGCGCAGCCACCUGGGCAUCAAGCUGUACGUGUGCACGGUGUGCGGGAAGCCGUGCGCACGCCAGGAGCACCUGACGGUGCACAUGAGGACGCACAGCGGGGAGAGACCCUACGAGUGCUCCGUGUGCGGCAAGGCCUUCACGCAGAGCCACUGCCUGAAGACGCACAUGAGGAGCCACGACUGUUCCUGAACGCACCGGCACCUCAAAGCGACACCACCGCGAACCCUGUUCCUGAAUGCACCGUGAACUCGUCCCUGAACGCACCGUGAACCCGUCCCUGAACGCACCGUGAGCUCGUCCCUGAACGCACCGUGAAUCUGUUCCUGAACGCACCGUGAACCCGUCCCUGAACGCACCGUGAGCUCGUCCCUAAACGCACCGUGAACCCGUUCCUGAACGCACCGUGAACUCGUCCCUGAACGCACCAUGAGCUCGUCCCUAAACGCACCGUGAACCCGUUCCUGAACGCACCGUGAACUCGUCCCUGAACGCACCAUGAGCUCGUCUCUAAACGCACCGUGAACCCGUUCCUGAACGCACCGUGAACCAGUCCCUGAACGCACCGUGAGCUCGUCCCUGAACGCACCGUGAACUCGUCCCUGAACGCACCGUGAACCCGUCCCUGAACGCACCCUGAGCUCGUCCCUGAACGCACCGUGAAUCUGUUCCUGAACGCACCGUGAACCCGUCCCUGAACGCACCAUGAGCUCGUCCCUAAACGCACCGUGAACCCGUUCCUGAACGCACCGUGAACUCGUCCCUGAACGCACCGUGAGCUCGUCCCUAAACGCACCGUGAACCCGUUCCUGAACGCACCGUGAACCCGUCCCUGAACGCACCGUGAGCUCGUCCCUGAACGCACCGUGAACCCGUCCCUGAACGCACCGUGAGCUUGUCCCAAAACGCACCGUGAACCUGUUCCUGAAAACAAUGUGAACCCGUCCCUGAACGCACCAUGAACUCAUACAGGUUCAGAGCAAAUGGAACUCUCUCGAUACCGACGGCCGUCCACGACUCUAAAUGUUCUCCUUUCACUUUGUUCUUUAAAGAUAAAAAGACAUUCUUGUUAUUGUCAUCAUUAUUGUUAAUGAAGUGUAACGAUGAGCUCAGAGUUAAAUAAUUCAUCUGGAUUUAUUCUAGUUCAUCACCAACACUACAUUUUACUAGAUUACACUGAACACAUCAUAAUCUCUCCUGCUGGUUUGAACUUAAUUGGCGACUACAAAUAAUAAAUGUGAUUAUUUCUAUUGAUUAUCAGCCGAUCACGAUCAACAGUCCCCAAAAAAUGUUCAGGUACAAAAAAAAUUAUCAAACACUUUUGAUAAAGAACGUACAUUCUUUAAAAACUGGACCAAUUCAUUGAUUAGUUAAUCAAUAUAAAAGUAAUCAACGGUCUUAAUAAUGAAAAUAUUUCAGGAAAUUCAUCAACUUUAGCGUUUUUUAUUUAUUUUAUUAUUUUACUUGACUUCCUGUUUAAUGUUUUUAUUUAAUUAGUUUAAUGUUUUCAUGAGGGCGUACAUUUAAUGUUGCAUUCAGGGCAAGUGGGAAAUGUGAUGUUCCCUCAAACUGAGUCGUUUAAAUUGACUUAAUCAGCCGUUUGAACUGUAAUGAUUCUUAAUCGAAUUCUAUAAAUUUGCUUCCUUGAUGAAUUUGACAUCAGAACACCUUAAAAUCCCACAUGGCCCCUGAAUGCAGCAUUUGGUUUCAAAGUCACGACGAUACAAAGUACUUUUACUACGAGUUUGAGGUACUUUGAGUGUUUUCUUUUCAUGCUAUUUUUCUGCUGUUGUUCCAGAUUGAAUGUUGUUAAUGUACUUUUACUGAAGCAGGACUUUUGUGGUAUUAGUACUCACUUAUUGCGGUAUUUCACUUAUUGUAGUAACGGAUCUGAAUACCUCCUCCCUUUUCUGACUUUUUAAACCUUUUAUUUUAGAAUAUUUGUGUCACUUAAGAACCAAAUCUACCGAACAAUAAAUACAAUUAAACGUU
This is a messenger RNA of Cyclopterus lumpus (lumpfish), 4732 nucleotides long. Its product is annotated as zinc finger protein 169-like. The transcript is spliced from 9 exons. Gene Ontology annotation, biological process: regulation of transcription by RNA polymerase II. The record is from RefSeq and is a predicted model, not a curated record. The coding region runs from base 80 to 2932 and encodes 950 amino acids. Gene Ontology annotation, molecular function: DNA-binding transcription factor activity; RNA polymerase II cis-regulatory region sequence-specific DNA binding. NCBI's taxonomy places the organism in Eukaryota, Metazoa, Chordata, Actinopteri, Perciformes, Cyclopteridae.